CUCUGCAGAGCUCUCAGCUAAUCCAUGAGUCUUUCCUUGCCCCUGCAAAGUACAUAACAUUCUUUAUUCGUCCUGGUAGCUUCACUUCAGUCCCAUCAGCACUAGCUUAAAAAAUUCAGCCUCUCUCUCUUCAAAGAUUAUUUUUGUUUUGUUUUUUUUUCUUGUUCUUCUCUAUAUCUAUAUAAGCAAGGGGACCUAAAUGACUCUCGCAUCUCCAAGGUCACAGACAGUGUUCCUGAUGUCUGUUGCUAGAAGCUGUUCUUGGCAAUUUCCUGCCAGUGUUGGAGUGAAAGUGGCUGCUUGGCCUCCUGCCACUUCCCAGUUUAGAUUUGUCUGCCCCGUGUCACCAGACCAGAGGGGGAGACUAUCACAGGAAGCCACUGCUGGCAAGGGAGCUCUUUUCUAAGAAAUAUAGACUGUAGAACGGCGAAUGGAAUGCAGUAACCUGGUGCCGUGUUUACUUGGGGCAAACUGUCCUCCAGCACCAAGAGACCCAGAGUGGACUAAGGUAUUUUCUCUGUUGACCAUGGAAUCCGAGACGGUUGUUCCUUGGGCGCGGAUGUUUACAAGAUGCUCCAGGAAGAACAUUCACAGAGGGAAGCUCAUGGAUCUCACCUUCACAGCCAUUGUCCCACUGCUUCUCGGCAGCGUGGGGCUCUUUGCCCUCUUCAGGCUGCUGCAGCGAAUGAGGAUGCGAGCCUACCUCCAGGAUGCAGUAGUGGUGAUCACAGGAGCUACAUCUGGUCUGGGGAAAGAAUGUGCAAAAGCUUUCCAUGCAGCUGGUUCCAGACUGGUGCUUUGUGGCAGAAAUGGUGAGAGACUACAGGACCUGGUGCAGGAGCUCUCUGCCAAGGCCAAUCACGCAAAGAAUAUACACAAACCUUUCACUGUGAUCUUUGACCUCUCUGAUACUAAAAUGGUGGUAAGUGCUGCUGAAGAGAUCCUGAAGUGUGUGGGUCAUGUGGACAUACUGAUCAACAAUGCAGGGAUCAGUUACCGAGGCUCGAUAUUGGACACGGGGAUGGAUGUGGACAAAAAAGUGAUGGAAACCAACUACUUUGGUCCUAUAGCAUUCACAAAAGCUCUUCUGCCCUCCAUGAUCAAAAGACAACAAGGCCACAUUGUGGUGAUCAGCAGCAUUCAAGGCAAAAUAAGCAUUCCUUUCAGAUCAGCAUAUGCAGCCUCCAAGCAUGCCACCCAGGCCUUUUUUGACUGCCUGCGAGCGGAGAUGGAACAGUAUGAAAUCGAUGUGACUGUUGUGAGCCCUGGUUAUAUUCAGACAAAUCUGUCUGUCAAUGCUGUAACUGCAGAUGGAUCUCGCUAUGGAGUUAUGGACAAGAACACCAUUGAAGGCAGAACAGCUGCAGAGGUGGCUCAGGUGGUUCUUAAUGCAGUGGGGCAGAAGAAGAAGGAGGUGCUCGUCGCUGGCUUACUGCCUUCCCUGGCUGUUUACCUGCGAACUCUGUCCCCCCGACUCUUCUUCACCUUCAUGGCAUCUAGAGCAAGGAAGGAGAGGAAAGCAAAGGACUCUUAGUCAGAGCUCAGCUCCCCUAGGCAUUGACUAGGAAAAGAAAAUGAACUCAGGCAUCUUGGCUUUGUCUAUGGAUGUGUUACUUCAAGAAACAAAUUUAAAAGGUUGCAUCUUACCAUUGUGUGCAGAGUUGGAAGUUCCAUGCAGAUCACGGGAGGCCCACGGUGCCAGAAAACAGUGCCUCGCUGUCACCUAGAGAUGGCUUCAUCUUCUACAGGUGAACUGGCUGAAGCUGCAGGGGAUGAUAGCUGAGGAGAACCUUUCCCACUCUCCCCACCCUCAUUUUGAGUUUUAUUGCUCUCCAGUGAGUGGGAACCAGUGCUGGCUAAGGUCAAGCACACGCAGAUAGAUGGUUGCUUUCCCCACACAGUGCUCCCAGGGAACUUCAGUCCUCACCCAGGAGCUCUCCAGAGCAGAGUCUGCCCCCAGUCCGAUCCAGAAGUUAUCCCUUGGGUUGAAAUGUUCUGCUGUGUCCCUAGUACACAGCAUCACUUGAUUUAAGCCAAAAUUAACUGUUCAGUGCUGCUUUUUAAACAGUUUAAAGUGCUCAGGUCCAGGUUAGGAAUGACACCAUGGAUAUCUGCACUGGAUGGAGCACGAGUGACCCAUUAAGCCACCUAGCCUUCAGGUCAGUUUUUGAAUUAGCCUUUUUCUAAAGUAGCUGUAGAAAGACAAGCCCUCCACAGCAGUGUUCGGCUCCAGUGCGCGUUGCUGCCAGGUAAGCACUGAAUCCCCGUGAAAGAUGGUGGCGGCGGCGGCAUCAUCAUCAUGAACCUUUGACUGUAAAACACUCAGACCCUAGCAUUGUUCUGCUGUGUGCCUAGAGCAAGGAAUAAGCUGUGACCCCUUUGGUGCCAAGCAACAAGCCUCGUGAUGACAAGGGGUGGGAAGUGAACUUGUAGGUGCAGCUAAUGGAGACAGACCCAUAUGGUUUUACCUGUUUUAAAGCCAUUGUGUGUUAAUUGGGACCUGUUAUCCCAAAAUACAGUGUGGAAGCAGUAUCCUGCUAAACAACUUCAGCAUUGAGGCUCCAGGGAGAGGACACUAUCUGUCUCUUCUCCCAUUUUCCCUGUGCCCAACGGAGCAUCUCCCUCACAGAGGGAGGCAGGACACUCAUCCCUUCUCCUGAACUCUGGUUACUAGUGGGAAGGUUAGAAUCUGUACCCUAUAGCACGGUGGUGUUGCUCAAUUUUCUAUUUGUUUGAUAGGUCAGGCAGAAGGGGAGCGGACUCAUUCUUAGCUUCCUUAUUAAAAAAAAAACAAACAAAACUGAUAGCAGAAAGAGUAAAAUCCAUCCAUAUCGAAUCCCUGCAUUCAGCUGCUAGCCCCUGUCCUGUGCCUAUUCUUAAGUCUCCAUGUCUGCACACUUUACCACUCUUGCACGUGUCCCGCCUGUAAGUGCACCUCAAAUGUUGGAAAUAAAAGUUGCAUUCUGUUUCCCCUCA
This is a messenger RNA of Gopherus evgoodei (Goodes thornscrub tortoise), 2976 nucleotides long. RefSeq names its product dehydrogenase/reductase 7B (gene DHRS7B). The transcript has 8 exons. Gene Ontology annotation, molecular function: oxidoreductase activity. The record is from RefSeq and is a predicted model, not a curated record. Gene Ontology annotation, cellular component: membrane. Lineage: Eukaryota; Metazoa; Chordata; Testudines; Testudinidae. Bases 431 to 1534 code for a protein of 367 amino acids.